CGUUCAUUAUUAGUUAUUACACGCGCAACAAGAACGGCUAUGUGUAAUAUUGUUAAGUAAAAAAAAAAAAAAAAAAAUAGUAACAAUAAUAACAAUAAUAAUGCUUUAAUAAUAAAAAUAAUAAAUCAUGUACAAAACGAAAUGUCUGAUAACGUCCUUUUAGUUUAAGUGUUGAAAUUCGAUCCGUCGGUAAUCUGUAAUAUUAUAAUAUAUUUUUGCUUUUUUCUCCCGUUUUUUUGAUUUACAAAUGACACAGCAUGUACUGCCAGCCAAACUGCAACAACUCUACGUCCAAAUUGAAAGAUGGAGUUACCAUGAGAGAAAAGAAGAGUGGUGCUUUAAGCAAAGUUCAAAAAAUUAAAAAACGCCUGAGCCAUAGUUUUGGCCGACUUUCUAUUUCUAAAGAAGAUCCUGAUCGUAAUAGAACAUCUCGGGAUGCACUCCCGAGUAAAUUGCAAUUCAAUGGCUAUUCUGAGGAGUACCUAGAUCGAAUUGAACCAAACGGAAACAUACCUUGUGCCAAUGAUGAACACUUGUCCAGAUACGACUGGAGUUCUGGUCUUGGUGAUCAAGAACGAGUUAAACGGCAGUUAUCUGUGUCGUCUGAUUCAAAGCUGUUGGACGAAGCUAUAUGCGAGGAGACACGUGUCAUACUAAGACCUAAGAAACCUCCUAGGCCUAAAUCUGAAGUGUUCCUAAACCAACCCAACCACAGACGAACCAAACGGUAUUCGGCAUUUGGGGGAGAUUCUCCAUUUGGAAAAUCAGAGGCGUACAUAAAAUUAGACCCGCUUGGUGAAGGUUCCUAUGCUACCGUGUUUAAGGGGUACAGUAAUUUGACCAAUCAAGUCGUUGCGUUAAAAGAGAUAAGACUACAAGAAGAGGAAGGUGCACCUUUCACGGCGAUCCGUGAAGCUUCGUUGUUGAAAGAACUGAAGCACAACAACGUGGUCACUUUACAUGACAUUGUGCAUACACGCGAAACACUUACAUUCGUUUUUGAAUACGUACAUACCGAUUUAUCACAAUACAUGGAAAGACAUUCAGGAGGUCUUGACUAUUCAAAUGUACGACUAUUCAUGUUUCAAUUGUUCAGAGGCUUAGCAUAUAUACAUCAACGUCGUGUGCUCCACAGAGAUGUCAAGCCUCAGAAUUUGCUCAUCAGCGAGAUAGGAGAACUUAAAUUAGCUGAUUUUGGAUUGGCUCGUGCUAAGUCAGUGCCAAGUCAUACAUACUCGCAUGAAGUAGUGACAUUGUGGUAUAGACCACCUGAUGUCUUGCUUGGGUCUACUGACUAUUCAACGUCCUUAGAUAUGUGGGGUGUUGGAUGCAUAUUCAUUGAGAUGAUUACUGGUGUGCCCACAUUCCCUGGAGUACGAGAUACAUAUGAUCAAUUGGAUAAAAUAUUUAAAAUUUUGGGUACGCCCACAGAAGAACAUUGGGAAGGUUGCACACAUCUAAAAGGUUACAAAGAAGGAAGAGGAAAAAUAUUUAUGUAUCCACAUCAAAAGCUAGGUCAUGUGUUCCCUAGGUUGUAUGACAUUGCCGAAGGCGAGAACUUGGCUACGUCAUUACUUCAACUUAAUCCAGAUUUGCGUAUCAAUGCUCCAUCUGGUCUUAGGCAUAAAUAUUUUCAAUCACUUCCCAAAGCCAUAUAUGAUCUUCCAGAUGAGGUGUCUAUUUUCAGUGUAAAGGGCGUUCAUCUGAGUCAUGAAUCAAGAACUACGUUCAAGUGUUAAAUGUUUUUUUUUAGUAAUUAUGAAGUUAUUACUAAUUAUUAGCUCAAUAAAAUUAAAAUAAUAAUAUUAUAUAUAAGUAUAGUUGUUUACCAGAAACAUUGAGUUGUGCGGCCCAAUCGGGGCUCUACGCGUCUCGGCUGUUGAGCCAUUUUGCUGUGAUGAUGAUUAUUUUAUAUUUCCUAUAUUCAUACUUAUAAAUGUUAGUAUAUCAGUGUUGUAAAGGGCUUCUAGAAUGAAAAUAUUUAAAUAUUAAAAAAAAAAAAAACUAAAAAAAAUACAUUUGGUUAUAAUAUUACAAUAAAUUAUAAACUUAUUAAAAAUAUGAAGAAAAAAAAACAGAACAAAGAUAAAAUAAUAUAAUAUAAGAUAUAUAUUUUUAGGGUGGUAAUAAUUCUUCUGUUUUUUGCAGUUUUCACUACUAAAAUAUUAGUAUUUAAGGCAAAUGAAAUUGCUCAACAAAGUGGGGGUCAACUGUAUAACAAUCUAGUUACAUAUAUUAUGUAUACUUAUACAUACAUAUAUUUGUAUCUGUAAUAUUAAAUAUUAAAUUUAAACUGAACAAAAUAACUUAAAUACUCUCCCCACAUUCGCUUUGCCGUCCCUUGAACGUCCAGUAAAUAUGAUAUUAUUGUGUUUGAAAAACAUUCCUAAAGUUGCGCCAAUCACAAAAUUUUCCUCUACGAUUAUAUUUGUUUUUGAAUAGUUUAUUUUAAAUUUGUCGCUUGCCGUCCAAUGGGUCCGUCAAAGCAAAAUAUUCCUCUGAACACACUUUAUUUAGCCGAUAACUUAAACAAAAUUUCCAAGAUGACUGAUCAUUGACAUCAGAUUUUAUGUUAUUGUUAAACUAUUUAAUAAUAGGUACCGAUCCGUGUACGUUCAUUUAUAUUAAUGGUUGUGUUUUUAAGCACAUUGUAUUAACUUUAUGCAUUUUACAUAUAUAUAUAUAUAUAUACAUAUAUAUCUACUUACG
Molecule: messenger RNA, 2709 nt
Organism: Acyrthosiphon pisum (pea aphid)
Lineage: Eukaryota; Metazoa; Arthropoda; Insecta; Hemiptera; Aphididae
Gene: Eip63E
Product: cyclin dependent kinase Eip63E
Exons: 11
Coding region: 258-1739 (493 amino acids)
Biological process (GO): protein phosphorylation
Cellular component (GO): cytoplasm; nucleus
Molecular function (GO): ATP binding; cyclin-dependent protein serine/threonine kinase activity
Source: RefSeq, a predicted model, not a curated record